Molecule: messenger RNA, 462 nt
Organism: Lodderomyces margitis
Lineage: Eukaryota; Fungi; Ascomycota; Pichiomycetes; Serinales; Debaryomycetaceae
Gene: HAP31
Product: Hap31p
Exons: 1
Coding region: 1-462 (153 amino acids)
Biological process (GO): regulation of transcription by RNA polymerase II
Cellular component (GO): CCAAT-binding factor complex; nucleus
Molecular function (GO): DNA-binding transcription activator activity, RNA polymerase II-specific; protein heterodimerization activity; RNA polymerase II cis-regulatory region sequence-specific DNA binding
Source: RefSeq, a predicted model, not a curated record
AUGGAACAAAAUACGAGAGACUUAGAACUACGAGAACAGGACCGGUGGUUACCUAUUGCAAAUGUCGCCAGACUUAUGAAAAACACUCUACCACCUACAGCAAAAGUCUCGAAAGAUGCCAAAGAGUGUAUGCAAGAAUGCGUCUCGGAAUUUAUAUCAUUCAUUACCAGUGAAGCUUCUGACAAGUGCUUGCGGGAAAAAAGAAAGACGAUAAAUGGAGAAGACAUACUAUACCUGAUGUACGAUUUAGGGUUUGAGAACUAUGCCGAAGUGUUGAAAAUAUAUCUAGCUAAAUAUAGAGAGCAGCAAGUUCUUAGGCAAGAGAGAGGUGAAACGAGACUUACCAAGAAACAAGCCAAAUUGCAAGCUGCACAGCAACUAGCUGCACAAGAAGCGGCUGCUUCUUUGGAAGAGACAUCCGAAACAGGCGAAAUUGAAGAGAUAAUGGAAAGCGGUUAUUAG